Molecule: messenger RNA, 2158 nt
Organism: Ricinus communis (castor bean)
Lineage: Eukaryota; Viridiplantae; Streptophyta; Magnoliopsida; Malpighiales; Euphorbiaceae
Product: 3-phosphoshikimate 1-carboxyvinyltransferase 2
Exons: 8
Coding region: 326-1882 (518 amino acids)
Biological process (GO): aromatic amino acid biosynthetic process; chorismate biosynthetic process
Molecular function (GO): 3-phosphoshikimate 1-carboxyvinyltransferase activity
Source: RefSeq, a predicted model, not a curated record
UUCUCAUCUUCCCACCAACCCCAUCUUCUGCUUAAAAACAAAAAGACAAAUCUCAAGAUUACCCGCAAAAGAAAGUUUCUUUACACUUAAACCAUUUCAAUACAAGAGCAAAACGUUUAUUUGAGAGUCAAACGAGUUAUUAGGCGGCUUUUGGAAAAUUAGCAUCCUUUUUCCAAAUAGUGGCAAGCUAAAUUGGUUGGUAAAUAUACCCCAACAAAACCAAUUCCAAUUGCUUCAAAUCAUAUUACACCUAAAAUCAUCGUCAUCUUCUUCUUCAACGUAAAAACACCACAAAGAAAGAAAAAGGGAGCAUUUUUGUAGAGAAAUGGCGAAAGUGAGUAAAAUUUCUAAUACAAAUACAUUUACUUUCCCCAAUCUCUCAAAACCCCAAAUACCCAAAUCAUCUCUAUCUUCAGUUUCAUUUAGAUCACAAAUUAAUGGGUCUUCUCUUUCUUGGGGUUUAAAACAAUGUCAAAGAAAAGGUGACUUUGCAGUUAGGGUUGCUCCUCUUCGAGUUUCAGCUUCAGUAGCAACAGCAGAAAAGCCGUCAACGGCACCAGAAAUAGUGUUGCAGCCCAUUAAAGAAAUAUCGGGUACUGUCACAUUGCCGGGUUCUAAGUCACUUUCCAACCGAAUUCUACUUCUCGCUGCUCUCUCUGAGGGUACAACUGUUGUUGACAACUUGCUGAAUAGUGAUGAUGUUCGUUAUAUGCUUGGUGCGCUGAGAACACUUGGACUACGCGUGGAAGACAAUAGUGAACUCAAAAGAGCUAUUAUAGAAGGUUGUGGUGGUUCAUUUCCAGUGGGUAGAGAAUCAAAAACUGAUGUUGAACUUUUCCUUGGUAAUGCGGGAACAGCAAUGCGUCCAUUGACAGCUGCAGUUACUGCAGCUGGUGGAAAUUCGAGCUACAUACUUGAUGGGGUACCACGAAUGAGAGAGAGACCAAUUGGGGAUCUGGUUGCUGGUCUUCAGCAGCUUGGUGCAGAUGUUACCUGUUCUUCUACAAACUGCCCCCCUGUUCGUGUAAAUGGAAAGGGAGGCCUUCCUGGGGGAAAGGUUAAACUUUCUGGAUCCAUCAGUAGUCAAUACUUGACAGCUUUGCUUAUGGCAGCUCCUUUGGCUCUCGGAGAUGUAGAAAUUGAAAUUAUUGAUAAACUGAUAUCCAUUCCUUAUGUCGAGAUGACUUUGAAGUUAAUGGAACGCUAUGGAGUCUUUGUAGAACACAGUAGUAGCUGGGAUCGUUUCUUCAUUCGAGGAGGUCAAAAGUACAAGUCUCCUGGAAAUUCUUAUGUUGAGGGUGAUGCUUCAAGUGCCAGUUAUUUCCUGGCUGGUGCAGCAGUUACUGGUGGAACUAUCACUGUUGAAGGUUGUGGAACUAGCAGUCUACAGGGAGAUGUGAAGUUUGCUGAGGUUCUUGAGCAAAUGGGAGCUAAGGUUACAUGGACGGAGAACAGUGUUACUGUCACUGGACCACCACGAAAUUCUCCUACUCAAAAACAUUUGCGGGCGAUUGAUGUCAAUAUGAAUAAAAUGCCAGAUGUUGCUAUGACGCUGGCUGUGGUUGCGCUUUUUGCUGACGGCCCUACUGCCAUAAGAGAUGUGGCAAGUUGGAGAGUGAAAGAAACAGAACGGAUGAUUGCAAUUUGCACAGAACUUAGAAAGUUGGGAGCAACAGUUGAGGAAGGACCAGAUUACUGUGUGAUCACUCCACCGGAGAAACUAAAUGUGACUGAGAUUGACACGUAUGAUGAUCACAGAAUGGCCAUGGCAUUCUCACUAGCUGCCUGUGGAGAUGUUCCAGUGACAAUCAAGGACCCUGGUUGCACGAGAAAAACUUUCCCAGACUACUUUGAAGUCCUCCAGAGGUUCACUAAGCAAUAAGCUACACUUCAACAUUCAUAUUUAAUACGAGAGCCAUUUGGUUAUCAACCAUUGUCACACAACCAUGACGGUGCAGAAGCAACCCAAUAGUAAUUUUUUCUUUUUACCCAUAAAUCACGUUGUAAUCUCCGAUAAUUCAUGCGAGGUGAGUUGAUAGUGUCAUUGUAUUCUGGACUUGGUUCUUCAAUUUUUCUACUUAGCCGAUGUUUAUCUAGACAAUUGGUAUCCAAAUGAAUCCAAGUUACGAAUGAAUGAGUUAAUGAAUGCUUUGUGUUA